Messenger RNA from Strongylus vulgaris, 1073 nucleotides. The record is from the annotation of a GenBank genome assembly. Lineage: Eukaryota; Metazoa; Nematoda; Chromadorea; Rhabditida; Strongylidae.
CUGAACCACGACAGCGAGGUGACAAAUCUGGCGUGGAGCCCAGAUGGCAAGUUUCUUGCUUCGGUUUCCAAUGACGAAUCCCUGUUCGUGCAUGAUGUAAUGUCAGGUAGGAUAAGAAAACGUUGUGUAUCUGUACGAAAUUUGCGGCACUUUCCAAGUGGUGUGGCUUGGGAUCCUAAGGGUAAAUACAUCGUAACAAUGUCUACGGACCGCAAAAUGGAUCUCAUCGAUGCUGCAAAAGGCACAAGAUUGCGAGCUUUUGGCGUAUGUGCCCUCCCUUCGGUCGAUAUUGGCGACAUUACUUUAGAACAUAAGGUCUAUAAACUUUUCCAUGAUGAUCAGUUGAUGAGUUUUCAAAGAGGAGUAGCAUUUUCACCUUGUGGGCAACUAAUCAUUGCACCUUGUGCUGAUCUAGAAGUAGGCACACAUGAUCUUUAUGGUACCCUUAUCUUUAGAAGAAGCGACCUAGAGAAUGAUAAACCUCUAGCCUUUUUACCAUGUCCGAAGGCCACUUUCCUCAUCAGAUGUUGUCCAUUAUUAAUGACACUCGAAAAGGAAGAAGAGAAUUAUACUGGAUUACCUCAUCGAGUAUUGUGGCUAGCACUCACUAAAGACAGUGUUUACUUUUACGAUAGCCAGCAUCGUAAUCCAAUUGGCCUAGUGGAAAAUAUUCAAUAUAACAGCCUAACCGACGCUGCUUGGAGUUCUGAUGGGAAGAAUAUUGUUAUAUCCUCGCUUGAGGGCUACUGCACAUUUUUGAAACUUACUGUUGAUAAGUGGGGAUGUCAGAUUCAAAGUGAGGACUUGAAGGAAUGUCCACCUUCUCCGCAGUUAAUCCAAACUAAGAAACGGAAACCCAGAGAGAAGAAGGUCAAAGAAACUAAAGAAGAAGAGGCUGGUGAAUCCCCUGGUCCUAAUGCUCAAAAAACUCCACUGCGACCAACGGCACAACAAACGAUUACUACGCCAAAGUCUGGCAAUCUAUUCCGUUACCUGCAAACAAAGGGAGAGGAAUCACCUCACAACGGAGCAACCGCGAGCCCUACCACGCCGACAAGGUACGUAUUAUAGAU